ACAGAAAGAAAGAAAGAAAGAAAGAAAGAAAGAAAGAAAGAAAGAAAGAAAGAAAGAAAGAAAGAAAGAAAGAAAGAAAGAAAGAAAGAAAGAAAGAAAGAAAGAAAGAAAGAAAGAAAGAAAGAAAGAAAGAAAGAAAGAAAGAAAGAAAGAAAGAAAGAAAGAAAGAAAGAAAGAAAGAAAGAAGUGUAGGCAUAUAUAAUGCCUCCGGCUUAUAUGACGUAAUAUGAUGGCGCCGCGGAUGGCAGCCACGGUGAGUCGCUCUGUUUCUUUGGCUUACUUUGUGUGUUUUCUGUGUCCUCUGCUGUCCAUCCCGGAUCACUUUUACCAGAGAAGUGCUGUUAAACAUCGGACAGGCUUCUUCUGGUAUUUUCUCUCCUGUUCUCUCCGAUUCAGACCGUUUGUCGGAGAUUCCAGCCGUAGCGGCGGUGCUGUACAAGCUAGCGCGACGACGGCGGCGCGGAAAACGAGCCGGAGCACUCGUAAGGCUGAGACAGAGAGGGUUCCGUUCUGCCCUACCGUCAAUUCAUCCGGCGAAUGUCCGCUCCCUGGCGAACAAGAUGGACAAACUGCUGCUCCUCACUUCAAGGAACACGGACUUCAGCAGAUCUGCCGUGCUGUGCUUUGUGGAAACGUGGGCGAACGAACCCCCCACCACGCCGUGGAGUUAGCGGGGUUUUGGCUAACUCGUGCAGAUCGCAGCGCGGAGCUCUCCGGAAAAUCAAAGGGAGGUGGUCUCUGUUUCUACAUUAAUGAACGUUGGUGUACUGAUAUCACGGUGUUGAAAGAGUUUUGCAGCCCUCUCCUAGAAACACUUUUCAUAAACUGCCGGCCGUUCCAUUCACCGCGGGAGUUCUCCUCGAUCGUCAUGGCGGCUGUUUACAUUCCACCACACGCACGUGCGAGUGAAGCCACGCAGAUGCUGGCUGACCAGGUAACAGACAUGGAGAAACUUCUACUAAAUUCACUAAUCAUUGUUCUGGGUGAUCUUAACAGGGCGAACCUCGCACACAAACUCCCCAGAUACAGACAGCGCGUAACGUGUCCCACCAGAGGGGCACAGACUCUGGACAACUGCUACACCGUGAUCAAGAACGCAUACCACUCUGCGGCUCGUGCAGCUUUAGGACUCUCGGACCACUGUCUAGUUCAUCUGAUCCCGGCCCACAGGCAGAAGUUAAAAACUUCUAAGCCUGUGGUGAGUACUGUGAGGAAGUGUUCAGUGGAGUCAAGGCAGGACCUACAAGCCUGCUUUGACUGCACCGAUUGGGGAGUUUUCGAUGCUGCAACUUCAGACUUGCAUGAACUCACUGACACUGACACAUCAUACAUCAGUUUUUGUGAGGAGCUGUGUGUGAAAACUAAGACCUUCUGCACGUACAACAACGACAAACCUUGGUUUACACCGAACCUCAGGAGGCUGCGCAAAGUCAAGGAGGAGGUCUACAGGAGCGGCGAUUGGGACCUGUUCAAGCAGACCAGAAACACACUGAACCGAGAGGUCAGGAAAGCCAGGAGGUGUUACGGGGAGACCCUGGAGAGACACCUCUCUGCCAAUCCUGAUCCCUUAACAGUGUGGAAAGGUCUGCAGAGCAUCACGGGCUUCAAGAAACGAAUCCCCCGUCCUGUGAAGAGCCCAAGGCUUGCUAACCAGCUAAACAGGUUCUACUGCAGGUUUGAUCGGUUCUCCCAUACAACAGGACCUCUUGCAGAACAAUCUACAUACUCACCUCCCCCCACAACCGCUCUGUCCACACCUCCAUCACCGUCGUCACCUACUCUCUAGCUUGCAGAUGCCGCGCCCGCACUCCAGAUCCGCGAGGAGGAAGUGCGCCAGAUGUUCCGGAGACAAAAGAUCAGGAAGGCACCGGGCCCAGACGGCGUGUCACCUUCUGCUUGAAAGUCUGUGCUGAGCAGCUGGCACCCACGUUUGCACGGAUCUUCAACAGUUCCCUGGAGCUGCGUGAGGUGCCCUCGUGCUUCAAGAUCUCCACCAUUGUUCCAGUGGCCAUGAAGCCCGCCAUUACAGUUUGCCUAGCUGGCAAACCGGUCGGUGGAUGAUGCGGUCAACAUGGGACUGCACUACAUCCUGCACCACCUGGACACCCCAGGAACGUACGCCAGGAUCCUGUUUGCGGACUUCAGCUCAGCGUUCAACACCAUCGCUCCUGACAUCCUCCAACAGAAGCUCAUCCAGCUCGCGGUGCUUGCCUCCACCUGUCAGUGGAUCACCAGCUUCCUGACCAACAGGAGACAGCGUGUGAGGCUGGGGGGUAUCACAUCUGACACCUGGACCACCAACACUGGCGCUCCUCAGGGAUGCGUCCUCUCCCCACUGCUCUUCUCUCUCUACACCAACGAUUUCUCUUCAGGUGACUCUCCUGCGAAACUCCUGAAGUAUGCGGACAACACCACUCUCUUUGGACUGAUCCGGGACGGUAAUGAGACUGCGUAGAGACAGGAGGUGGAGCGGCUGGUCCACUGGUGCAGCCAAAACCACCUGGAGCUGAACUCGCUCAAGACCGUGGAGACACCUACAAGUUCCUGGGAACCACAAUCUCUCGGGACUUGAAAUGGACCGGCCUAAUAGACUCUGUCCAGAAGAAGGCCCAGCAGAGGCUGUACUUCCUGAGACAGCUCAAGAAGUUCAACCUGCCGCGAGAGCUGCU
Messenger RNA from Syngnathus typhle (broad-nosed pipefish), 2669 nucleotides. RefSeq lists its product as uncharacterized. The record is from RefSeq and is a predicted model, not a curated record. NCBI's taxonomy places the organism in Eukaryota, Metazoa, Chordata, Actinopteri, Syngnathiformes, Syngnathidae. Bases 227 to 1786 code for a protein of 519 amino acids. The transcript is spliced from 3 exons.